Zingiber officinale is the source of this 1792-nucleotide messenger RNA. Its product is annotated as triacylglycerol lipase OBL1-like. Gene Ontology annotation, biological process: lipid metabolic process. Gene Ontology annotation, molecular function: triacylglycerol lipase activity. The record is from RefSeq and is a predicted model, not a curated record. Lineage: Eukaryota; Viridiplantae; Streptophyta; Magnoliopsida; Zingiberales; Zingiberaceae. Bases 172 to 1584 code for a protein of 470 amino acids. The transcript is spliced from 5 exons.
ACGCGUACAGCGUGCUGUCUACGCCUGAGACUGAGCCUGUGCCUGCGCCUGUGCCUUGGCACGCUCAUCUUCCUCCAAAUAUAUAUACUGCACCUGCAAGCUUCGGCCAUUGUUGCUCAAUUCUUCCCCCAUUUCAAAACAAAAUCAGGCUAAUUAAUCGCGUCGACCUCGAUGGGCUCCGAGGUGGAUGGCUUCAGCGACUACCUGGUGCUGAGGCCCGACAAGGCCGGAGUUUCCGAUCUCCUCCGGCUCCUGCUCUCGCCCAGAGUCUCCGACAACCAGUCGGUCUACUGCCCCAUUGACACCGAGAUCGACGAGGCAAAGCGCAGGUGGGCCGUCUUCGUCUCUCUUCUCUUGCAGAAGAUCCUCCUCUUCUCCAGGAGGCCAAUAGCCAGGAUGGGACUGGCGAUCGAGUUCUGGCUAAACCUUCUCAUGGUCAACAAUGGCUUGCUCUGUCUCUUGUGGAAUCUCCUCACAGGGAAAUUGGUUUUUCCGGAAAAGAAGUCAUCCAGUUAUAGAUCAUGUAUUGGACUCAUUGACACGAGAGUUGAACUGGACAGGAGCAUCAGACCAAGCGAUGACAAGUAUUUGGCAGCACUAUCCAUAAUGGCCGCAAAAUUAGCUUAUGAAAAUGAACUCUCCAUCAGAAGCAUAGUCCAAAAUAAUUGGGAAAAGGAAUUUUUGGGAUUCUACAAUUGUUGGAACGACUUUGAAAAACAGUACAGCACACAAGCAUUCAUGUUCAGCGACAAAACCGCCGAUGGCGCCGAGCUUAUUGUGAUUUCCUUUCGAGGAACCGAGCCAUUCGACGCUGCUCAAUGGUCCACCGACGUUGAUUUCUCAUGGUAUGAGAUUCCAAACGUCGGCAAGGUCCAUCGUGGCUUCAUGAAGGCGUUGGGCCUGCAAUCGAAGCUUGGGUGGCCUGCGGACCUGAACCAGAGCGACGAAACACGGCCCUACGCGUACUACGUCAUGAGGGAGAAGCUUAAGCAGGUGUUGCGGAGCAGGGCCGAGGCAAAGUUCUUGGUCACUGGCCACAGCCUUGGCGGAGCACUCGCGAUUCUGUUUCCGGCCAUCUUGGUGCUGCAUGAGGAGUGGCGGCUGCUGGAAAGGCUAGAGGGAGUGUACACGUUUGGGCAGCCGCGGGUGGGAGAUGAGAAGUUUGGGGAGUUCAUGGUGCAACGCUUGAAUGAGCCCAAGAACAGGUACUUCAGGUAUGUCUACUGCAACGACAUUGUGCCACGGGUGCCCUACGAUGACUCUGCUCUCUUGUUUAAGCACUUCGGGACGUGCAUCUACUUCAACAGCCUCUACAGAGGAAAGGAGAUGGAGGAGGAACCCAACAAGAACUAUUUCUCUGUGUUGGAGGUGAUUCCCAAGUACCUGAAUGCGUUGUGGGAGCUUCAACGAAGCUUCCUGAUUGGGUACAUUGAAGGGCCAGAAUUCAAGGAAGGGUGGUUCUUGAGGUUCAUUAGAUUGUUUGCGCUGGUGAUUCCUGGCUUGCCGCCGCACUCCCCUCAAGACUAUGACAACUGCACGAGAUUGGGAACUAUGGCAGUUGCUGUGGAUGCGACUUCAGAGUAAUUAGAUUCAGCGAGUAGUUAAAGGAUUCCUUUUCAAAUGAAUCGUAUGGGAUUCACGUAUGAACUAGUAAUAAUGAGUUUUUUGAUUUGGUAAACUUGUUACGCGAAACUUGAGACGCAUUAAUUAAUUUUUCUUUGUUUAGCCAUAAAAAAGAUGGUCGUUGAUUUAGCAAUGAUGAUCGUCCACAAAAGAUUGAUGUUUUUAUUUA